ACCACCACAGGAGAGGCAAUGGAUCCAAACCAGAAGGAACCCACCCAAUAUGGUCUAAGCCCAGAAGAAUUCUCAGAGCUAGAACCCCUCAUUCAUACAUACCACACCUGCCAGAGCUCUUCCAACAUGUGCACCUCUUUGAUUACCCAAAGAAUUGAUGCUCCCCUCACAGUGGUAUGGCCUCUGGUGAGGAGAUUUGAUAACCCUCAAAGGUACAAACACUUCAUCAAGAGCUGUAACAUGAAGAAAGGUGAUGGAAGUGUUGGAAGUAUCAGAGAAGUUACAGUGAUUUCAGGACUUCCAGCAUCUACAAGUACUGAGAAACUAGAGAUUUUAGAUGAUGAAAAGCAUAUAUUGAGUUUUAGUGUGAUGGGUGGUGAGCAUAGAUUGAAGAAUUAUAGAUCAGUUACUUCUGUUAAUGAGUUUCAUCAAAAGGAAGGAAAUAAGGUUUAUACUAUUGUUUUGGAGUCUUAUGUUGUUGAAAUUCCACAAGGGAAUACAGAAGAGGAUACUAAAAUGUUCACAGACACUGUUGUUAAGUUGAACCUUCAAAAGCUUGCUGUUGUUGCCACAUCUUCUGUUCAUGGAGGUAAUUAAUGG
Messenger RNA from Telopea speciosissima, 600 nucleotides. RefSeq names its product abscisic acid receptor PYL2-like. The coding region runs from base 19 to 597 and encodes 192 amino acids. Gene Ontology annotation, biological process: abscisic acid-activated signaling pathway. NCBI's taxonomy places the organism in Eukaryota, Viridiplantae, Streptophyta, Magnoliopsida, Proteales, Proteaceae. Gene Ontology annotation, cellular component: nucleus; cytoplasm. The record is from RefSeq and is a predicted model, not a curated record. The transcript has a single exon. Gene Ontology annotation, molecular function: abscisic acid binding; signaling receptor activity; protein phosphatase inhibitor activity.